AUGGCAUCCAAGCUCAUGAGCGCCGCUGAUCAACAACAAUCUAGUGGUCGUGGCACGGACUCUACUUUAUCGGCAGCUGCAAUGAAAGUGAGAACCGCCGUCUACAAAUAUCUUCUGAAAACGAAUAAUAAAUCGGAGCUCAGCAAGCAGGAUCUGUUACAGCUGCUAUCCUGUUUUGAAGGAGAAUUGCAAGCUCGCGACAUUGUGAUAGCAACAUUGAAGAUGGAGAAAGUGAAGCAAGUUGUGAAGUUGCAACAACAGGGCAGGCUUUCUCGUGGGCUUGGAGCAGUGUGCGAUCCCUUCGCUGCACUUCAGCGCGAUUCCCCAUACGCCGUGUUGAAGUCGUGUGACCAUCUCUCUAGCGUUGAAGAGGAAAGCUCAGUGUAUGAUAAUCAGCUUGAAAAGCUUGAGCAGUUGAUCCUCCAGCAGCGGAAAGCGAUGGCGCGCCUCACGGCACACCUGAAGCAAGCGGAAAAAAUUAAUGCGAAAGUUAUUGCGGAGCUUGAAGACGAAAGACGGAAACAUGAGCAUGACACUGCUCAAGGAGAUGAUGUUACCUAUGCUUUGGAAAAAGAGCGUACGAAGUUAGCCGCAGAAUUAGAUGUAGAAUUGCUGUCUAAAAAGAAGUUGGAAAAAGAAUUUAAGAAAGUGAAAGAAACCUUGGAGGAAGAACGUAGUCGGCAGCAGCAAAUUGUGCUUUUACUUGUUGCGGAACGCAAUAAAAUAAUCAUGAAGUGGAUCGAAGAAAGGAGACGAUCCGAAGAUCUUGCCCAGAUUCUUGCUGAAGAAAAGGGUCGGGUUGAUUCCAUGGCCGAGGGGUUGGAAGAAGAAAGUAAAAAAGCUUUACUCAUGGAAGCCGAACUUGAGAGAAUGGCUGCGCAAUGUUCCAUGGAACAACGUCAGUUCCGAGCACAGCUUGAGAUUAAGGAGAAGCGCUGCAAAGAUCUUGAAGUGGAACUGGAAAAGUCUCGCACUGAGGCUGAAAAUUUGCACAAACAGUUAGCUGAAGCCCACCAAGUUGCUAUGUUCCAGGCCGGCGUUCAGAGCAAUCAAGGCCGUCUUCACACUUCCCCACGACCAGUCGCUACUCCACCUGUUCCAUCAAAACCGGCCGUCGUUCCUCCGGGUCCGCAAAUACCUCAACGUUCUCUUUCAAUUGCCGAGUGUGGCGGCUCAAGCUUAGGGUCGCACACUUCCAGUCUUGUAUAG
Molecule: messenger RNA, 1209 nt
Organism: Notodromas monacha
Lineage: Eukaryota; Metazoa; Arthropoda; Ostracoda; Podocopida; Cyprididae
Source: the annotation of a GenBank genome assembly